This is a messenger RNA of Westerdykella ornata, 5609 nucleotides long. RefSeq names its product rRNA biogenesis protein-like protein RRP5. The coding region runs from base 40 to 5409 and encodes 1789 amino acids. Gene Ontology annotation, biological process: rRNA processing. The record is from RefSeq and is a predicted model, not a curated record. Gene Ontology annotation, molecular function: protein binding; RNA binding. Gene Ontology annotation, cellular component: nucleolus; small-subunit processome. Lineage: Eukaryota; Fungi; Ascomycota; Dothideomycetes; Pleosporales; Sporormiaceae. The transcript is spliced from 3 exons.
GAAACCAGCAGCCCUCCCGCUGUUUUUGUAUCCCCCGCCAUGGCUGCUCCGAAGCGGAAGGCAGAAACAAAUACCGGCAUUUCGCCCAAAAAGGAGGCCGGCGCACCAGCAGACCGUUCUGCAAAACGGCAGCGGAAAUCCGACGCUGCGGACGCCGGAAAACCAGCCAAAGUCGCAACUGCGAAGCCUGAGAAGGCGGCCCCGAAAUCUGUAUUCAAGAAUGAAGAGAAGGCAUUUCCUAGGGGUGGCGCUAGCGUUUUGACGCCGUUGGAGCACAAGCAAAUUCAAAUCAAGGCCAAUCAGGAUGUUCUCUUUGAGCAGGCCGGCAUCAAGAGGAGUGGAAAUGAUGAUAUGGAUAUGAGCGAUAUUGGGUCGGAGGCAGGCUCGGAGCAAGCUGCUAAAACUACAAAGAAGCGGAAAUCGAAGAAGAGCAAGAAGGCGCACGAGGAGGAAAAGGAAAAUGUGAUCAAAGUGGAAUCGCUGAGCUUCAAGAGGAUCAUACCGGGUAUGAUCAUCCUGGGCCAGGUGUCCGAGAUCACUUCCCGCGACCUCGUUCUCGCUCUUCCCAAUAACCUCGUGGGGUUCGUGCCGCUUACCGCGAUAUCCGAUAAGUUCACUGCGAAGAUUGAAAAGUUGCUCGAGGAGGCUGACGCAGACGCUGGUGAAGAUGACGAGUCAGACGAUUUUGAGGAUGUCGAUCUGGACAAGAUGUUCAAGGUCGGCCAAUACCUAAGAGCUUGCGUCACGUCCGCUGCAGACGAAGUUCCGACAAGUGGCACAGCGAAAAAGAGAAUAGAAUUGUCGAUCCAGCCAGCCUUGGUCAACCGGGGCCUCGCCAAAUCCAGUAUCACUGUGAACGGAACCAUCCAGGCGUCAGUGGCCAGCAACGAGGACCACGGCCUGAUCAUGGACAUGGGCCUCGAAGAGCCGGGACUGAAGGGUUUCCUCCCUAAGAGCGAGAUCGGCAAAGAUGUGGACCACUCCAAGGUCCAGGAGGGAACCGUGUUUCUCUGCACAGUCUCCCGUCUGAAUUCUGAUGGACGGGUUAUCACGCUGUCUGCCGAUUAUCAGAAAACAGGCAAUCUAAAAAAGCUGGCGCACGUCACGGACGCUCCCACCGUUGACGUUUUCCUUCCGGGCACUGCUGUUGAUAUGUUAGUGACGGAUACCACGCCCACGACAGUUACUGGGAAGAUCAUGGGAAUGCUGGAUGCCACAGCGGAUGCCGUGCAUUCUGGUGCAGCCGACCGAGGCGAGGAUAUGUCUGAGAAAUAUAAGAUCGGAUCUAGGGUGAAAGCUAGAAUCAUUUGCACAUUCCCCAACUCGGAACCCAAGAAGGUUGGAGUAUCCUUGUUGGACCACGUCGUUUCGCUUUCCACCCGCGUUUUCGGCAAGGCAAAGGAAAGCAAAGACCCUCUGAGCAUUCUUCCUAUCUCCGGGUUUGUCGAAGAGGCAAAGGUGACGAGAGUCGAGCCUUCGAGCGGCGUGUAUCUGGAUAUCGGCGUUAAAGGCGUCCCGGGCUUUGCCCACAUCUCACGAUUGUCGGAUGAGAACGUCGACCGCCCUUCGUCAGAGUCCGGUGCCUUUAAGAUUGGAUCUAAGCACCGGACCCGCGUACUCGGAUACAACCCGCUGGAUGGGCUCUACCAGCUUUCUCUGGAGAAAAAGGUCUUGGAGCAGCCUUUUCUGCGCGUGCAGGACGUCAAAGUGGGCCAAGUCGUCAAGGGAAAAGUUGAAAAGCUGAUCGUGGACAAAAAAGGGCACACUUCUGUACUCGUCAGCCUCGCUGAAGGCAUCCGCGGGUUGGUCUCGGAAAGACACCUUGCUGACGUUCGUCUGCAGCAUCCUGAGCGAAAGUUCAGGGACGGGGCCACAGUCACGGCACGAGUGCUCUCGGUUGAUGUGGAAAAACGCCAUGUCAAGCUCACGCUCAAGAAAUCUCUAGUCAAUUCGGACGUGGAACCAUGGGUGGACUAUUCCACUCUAUCAGUGAACGACAGAGGACCCGGUACCCUUGUGGAGGUCAAGCCUGCCGGUGCCAAAGUUCGCUUCUACGGACCUGUGAAGGCAUGGCUACCUGUCGCGGAGAUGAGCGAGGCGUACAUCGAGGAUGCUACGAAGCACUUCCAAGUCGGACAGGUGGUGAAUGUUCGCAUCAUCGCCAUAGACCCGGAACAUAAGCGUAUGAUUGUCUCUUGCAAAGAUCCGGAAGCUGUCGAUGCCGAUAAGGAAGCAACAUUCAAAUCUCUCAACCUCGGUGACAUUGUCCGUGGCACAGUUCUCGAAAAAACGGACGACAUGGCCACUGUGGAUAUGGGGCAUGGGGUUAAGGGACUCCUCAGAAUUGGCCACAUGACUGAUGGAUCUGAGAAGAAAGACAAGGCUACCAUGGCACGGCUGCGCGUGGGAGGUCCGGUCGAAGAUGUUGUAGUCAUCGAUAAGCGCAACAAACAAAAAGCCGUGAUCCUGUCUAACAAACCGAGUCUUCGCAAAGAUGCCCAAAACAAGAAACUGGUUACUAGCUUUGAGGAUGUCAAGACUGGCGACAACUUGCAUGGCUUUGUUCGCAAGGUGAUGCCAGAUAGGGUCUACGUUGAGUUCGGUGGUGGCGUCGUUGGCCUGUUGUUCCAGUCUCAGCUUCCCGAUGACAUGAAGAACCUGGCAGAUUUCGGCCUACGACAAGACCAGUCGAUCACAGCUCGCGUCAGUUAUGUCGACGAAGGGCAGGCUCGCUUCUGGCUUUCGAUGAGAGCCGACGCCGAAACCACUGCGAAGCCUCCCACUCAGGGAACGGUCGGAGAAGCAACGGUCAAUGCUGUUGACAAGAAUAUCAAGUCUACCACGGACCUGCACGUUGGGGACACUACACAGGUCCGCAUCAAGUCUGUCAAGAGUACUCAACUGAAUGUCCAAGUUGCGGAUAAUGUGCAGGGACGAAUAUCUGUGGCCGAAAUCUUCAAUAGCUGGGACGAUAUCAAAGAUAAAAGACACCCGUUGGCUCAGUUCAAGGCGAACGAGAUUCUUCCCGUCAAGGUUCUCGGGCUUCACGAUGCGCGUAAUCAUCGCUUCCUCCCCAUCACCCACCGCCAGGGCAAGGUACCUACCUUUGAGCUUACAGCCAAGACCAACACGGAUACUUUAUCGCUCGAAAACAUCACUCCUGGCUCUUCUCACAUCGCUUUCAUCAACAACAUCGCUGACCGAUAUGUGUGGGUAAAUCUAUCAGCAAAUGUUCGUGGGCGCAUUGAGCUUCUCGAGCUUUCGGAUGAUCUUUCUCUUCUUGCAAAUGUUGAAGACAACUUCCCGAUUGGCUGUGCCUUGAGAGUUCGCGUAAAAGCUGUUGACGUUGAAGCUGGCCGUCUUGAUUUGACUGCAACUUCGACAGAGUCUACCAAGCAAUUCGAACUGAAGGAUCUCAAGGAAGGACUGGUGCUUCCAGCGCGUGUUACCAAAGUUCACGACUCUUCCAUUGUUGUCAAGAUCAGCGAGAACAUCGCCGGACCCAUUUACCUUGAGCAGCUUGCGGAUGAUUAUGAUAAAGCGAAGCCGAAGAACUACAAACUCGGCGACAUUGUACGCGUUUGCGUUCUGAGCGUGGAUGUGCCCAACAAGAAGGUUUGGCUAUCGGCCAGACCGUCGCGUGUGCUCAGCUCGUCUCUUCCCAUCAGGGACCCCGAAAUCAAGGACAUUUCGCAACUGAAGGUUCACCAGGUGGUAAGGGGCUUUGUGAAGAAGAUUGAUGCAAAGGGUGUCUUCGUUCGCCUCGGUCCGCACGUGGAUGCUUUCGUGAAGAUCUCGAAUCUGUCAGACGAAUACAUCAAGGAUUGGAAGACAGCUUUCCAGGUGGACCAGCUGGUGACUGGAAAGAUUAUCGCUGCCAAUCCGGGCAUGCGAAACGCGCAGAUGACCUUGAAGAAGUCUGUGGUGGAGGGUGAAUACGUUCCACAGCUCGAGUUCAGUGAUAUGGAAGUUGGGCAAAUUGUGACAGCCAAAGUCAGGCGUGUCGAAGACUUCGGUGUCUUCCUUGUCGUCGACAACUCACGCAACGUGAGUGGCCUGUGCCAUAUCUCUCAAGUUGCCGACUCCCGGGUGCAGAAUCUAAAAGCGUUGUACAAGGAGGGUGAUGCUGUUAAAGCCAAAGUCUUGGAAGUUGACCCAGAAAAGAGGCGAGUCAACUUCGGCCUCAAGUACUCUUACAUCAAGGGCUCUGAAGAGGAUGACGACGAGGAGGGCAGCUCAGGCGAGGAAGAGGAUGAUGCAUCGGCGGUCUCCGAAAUGGAUGUAGAUGGUGUGGAUGAAGACAUGCGCAGCGUGAAGAGUGUGGAUGAUGAUGACGAGGCCAUGCAAGACGCCGAGGAAAAUGAAGGUGACGACGAGGAUCCUUCGCACAUGGCAUCGACGACUGGUCUCAAGACCUCUGGGUUUGACUGGACGGGCGCUACGCUCGAUCUGGGCGAGCAGAAAGCGGCAGAUGAGUCUUCAUCGGACGAAGAGUCUAAGAGGAAGAAGAAAAAGCACAAGAAGGCCACCAUCCAGGAGGAUAGAACUGGCGAUCUUGACGCCCACGGGCCUCAAUCCGUUGCUGACUACGAGCGGUUACUGCUUGGCCAACCAAACAGCGCCGAGCUCUGGGUCCGUUACAUAGUCUUCCAGCGUGAUCUCAAUGAGAUUGAGAAGGCGCGCCAAAUUGCUCGUCGUGCGUUGUCUGUCAUCAACCCUCGCGAAGAGAAGGAGAAACUGGACGUGUGGACCGCCUUGUUGCACUUGGAGAACGACUUCAGCAGCGAUGACACUGUUGAGGAGACGUUCAAGGAGGCCUGCCAAAACAACGACUCCCGAGAGAUACAUGAGCGUAUGAUCAAGAUUUACGUCUCUUCGGGAAAGCUUGAUAAAGCGGACAAUCUCUACCAAGCCAUGACGAAGAACAAGGAAUUCACGCCUACUCCCUCUCUGUGGCUCUCGUACGCCACCUUCCUCAUGUCUACCCUGCAACCUCCGUCCCCAGCAAGAGCCCGCGCGCUCUUGAACCGCGCCAUGCAAUCUGUCCCGGAGUCCGAACACCGCUAUCUCACGUCCAAAUUCGCUGCGCUGGAAUUCAAGUCGCCCAACGGCAACCCCGAGCACGGCCGCACCAUUUUUGAAGGGCUCAUAUGCAAUUGGCCCAAGAAGGGCGAUCUCUGGGACAUGUAUGUCGAGCUGGAGAAGGCGCAUGGUAUCGGAGAGAACGUCAGGGCGUUGUACGAGCGCAUGGUGAAGCAGAAGAUGAAGCGGAAGAGGGCGUCAGUCGUGUUUAGGAGGUGGGCGGAUUGGGAGGAGAAUAUUGGGAAUUCAAAGGGAGCGGGAAAGGUCAGGGCGAUGGAGAAGGACUGGAUGGAGAAGAAGCUGGAGGAGAAGGAGAAGGAGGAGUAAUCUCGUCUGUUGUGAGGUCUAUUGUUGGCAGUCUGCAAUUGUUCGCAUAGUAGCAUUGCUGGGCGUUUGGCGGUUUUGGGAAAAAUGUAUUCUUGGAUGAUCAUCAAAAGGAGACCUUGUAGCUGUUACUUGCAUAUAUAUUUUGAUCUUGAAAGCCAUGCAUGACGGUCGCUAUCUUUGGUAGGAAUACCACCGCUUUC